Nycticebus coucang (slow loris) is the source of this 2681-nucleotide messenger RNA. It is a transcript of the gene CNR2, whose product is annotated as cannabinoid receptor 2. Gene Ontology annotation, biological process: cannabinoid signaling pathway. Gene Ontology annotation, cellular component: membrane. The coding region runs from base 151 to 1224 and encodes 357 amino acids. The record is from RefSeq and is a predicted model, not a curated record. The transcript has 2 exons. Gene Ontology annotation, molecular function: cannabinoid receptor activity. NCBI's taxonomy places the organism in Eukaryota, Metazoa, Chordata, Mammalia, Primates, Lorisidae.
CAGUGUGGGGACAGCACCUCAGCAGGACUGCGUGUGGGACCCACGGCCAGCCUUCGGAGUGGAUUCCUCAGCCUGCAGUGGUUCCCGGUGCUCAGCCACAGAGAGCUGAGCCUUCUUGGCAAGCCCAGGGGAAGCCAAAGGGCCCGCCUCAUGGAGGGAUGCUGGGUGAUGGAGACAGCCAAUGGCUCCAAGGAUGGCUUGAAUUUCAACCCCAUGAAGAAUUACAUGAUCCUGAGCGGUCCCCAACAGAUAGCUGUUGCAGUGCUGUGCACCCUUCUGGGCCUGCUAAGUGCUCUGGAGAACCUAGCUGUGCUCUAUCUGAUCCUGUCCUCCCAACGACUCCGCAAGAGGCCCUCAUAUCUGUUCAUCAGCAGCUUGGCUGGAGCUGACUUCCUGGCCAGCGUGGUUUUUGCAUGCAACUUUAUAAAUUUCCACGUUUUCCAUGGUGUAGAUUCCAAGGCUAUCUUCCUGUUGAAGAUUGGCAGUGUGACCAUGACCUUCACGGCCUCUGUGAGCAGCCUACUGUUGACUGCCAUUGACCGAUACCUCUGUCUACGCUACCCACCUGCAUACAAAGCUCUCCUCACCCGUGGGAGGGCACUGGUGACCCUGGGCAUUGUGUGGAUCCUUUCGGCACUGGUCUCCUACCUGCCCCUCAUGGGAUGGACUUGCUGUCCCAGGCCCUGCUCUGAGCUUUUCCCACUGAUCCCCAAUGACUACCUGUUGGGCUGGCUCCUGUUCAUUGCCUUCCUCUUCUCUGGCAUCAUCUAUACCUAUGGACACGUCCUCUGGAAGGCCCAUCAGCAUGUAGCCAGCUUGGCCGAGCACCAGGACAGGCAGGGGCCGGGAAUGGCCCGGAUGAGGCUGGAUGUGAGAUUGGCUAAGACCCUGGGGCUGGUGCUCACUGUGCUCCUCGUGUGCUGGCUCCCGGUACUGGCACUCAUGGUCCACAGCCUGGUCGCCACGCUCAGCGACCAGGUCAAGACAGUCUUUGCCUUCUGCUCCAUGCUGUGCCUUGUCAACUCCAUGGUCAACCCUGUUAUCUAUGCCCUGCGGAGUUGGGAGAUCCGCUCCUCUGCCCAUCAUUGCCUGGCCCGCUGGAAGAAGUGCUUCAAGGGCACUGGGCCUGAGGGAAAAAAAGAAGCCCCAAGAUCCUCAGUCACCGAGACAGAGGCUGAUGUGAAAAUCACCCCAUGGGCAGAUUCCAAAGACCCCUAUUGCUGACUGCUACUGAGGGUUCUAUCCCAGUUUGAAACAACUCAAGUCAGAAAUCUUUUCACUUCCUAGAGGAGAGAGAGGGGUCUUGGCCCUCUCAUUAUACCCAAACCAGCCCAGAGGCUUAAACACUUAUCUGUGUUUGCUGAUAAGUGUUGGGACUGACUCAUGGAGAGUGGCCGGGCUGUGUCCACCUGCACAUGGCCCGUGGGGCUGCCAGGGCCUGCGGGAAUGAGAAGGUGGGCCUCAGGCAAAGUUCACAUCAGAUCAGAAAGACAUUCCCAACAAGACAAGCUUAGUGCCUCCCCAGAGAGCACCACAGAGGGAGUCUUCGGCCCCAAUGAUAAGAAACUUGGAGGAAAUCUAAGAAGAAAGGAUUGUUCUCUCGGAAACUGGGGGUAUCAGAGGGACGGCUGGCUAGCCCUUUUUCCUGCUCAACUAUGGGGCCUCCUUGGGUCUGGAGCUAUGAACCGCCCUGCCUUCAGGUCACCCUUGCUACCGAGGACCAAGAAUUGUGAUGGGAUGAGAAUCAAGGGAGAGAGUCAACCUGGCUCUUUCAGAGAUAAAUGACAAAACUUGAGUUCAGGGCAUCUUGUUAGAUCAAGGGCUCUUCCCGAGAUCCUGAAAAUCCCCACUCAUGGCCAUCAUAACCUCCCAGAUCCCUACAGAAUACAAAGGAGGCUGAGCUCCCUUGAGACAUGGGCUGUUCAGAGAAUUUUAUUGACCAUGUGAGGUCCUGCCUGGUGGUGCUGCUGAAGCAGGUGGUGGCCCAGUCGAAACUGACUCUGAAGCUCAGUGCCUGUAGCUUAGUGGUUAGAGCUCCGGCCACAUACAUCAGGGCUGGUGGGUUCGAACCUCACCUGGGCCUGCUAAACAACAAUGACAACUACAGAAAAAAAAAAAAUAGCCAGGCGUCGUGGCGGGCACCUGUAGUCCCAGCUACUCGGGAGGCUGAGGCAAGAGAAUUGUUUAAGCCCAAGAGUUUGAGGUUGCUGUGAGCUAUGACGCCAUGGCACUCUACCGAGGGUGACAUAGUAAGACUCUGUCUCAAAAUAAAUAAAUAAAUAAUAAUAAAAAAAGAAACAGAAAAAGGAAAUUAUUCAUGAAGAUUUUAUAAUCUGUCCCCCAGACUAUUCCCCACCCCCCCUGAUCCAUCUCCUUUGCCUUUUCCAUGCCCCUAUAACACAGUAGGCAGAGCAGGGAGGAGGAGGGCCAGUUCCUUCCCAUAUACUAGGCACAGGGCUGACAUUCCACAAUCCAUUGUCCCCCCCAAAAAUACAGCUCUGUGCUUUUGAAGAUCCCAGAGGAUCCAUAUUUUAUGUGUCAAGGAGACUGGGUUGUCCCACGGGGGCUUAAAACAGGAGGCAAGAGAAAUUGUUGGUAGCAGGGAGAAUUGCAGAGAAACUCUAAUGCAAUUAUUUGGGACUGCAGGUGGAAUAAAAGGAAUGAUAUGGAUUAAACGUGUC